This is a messenger RNA of Osmerus eperlanus (European smelt), 2271 nucleotides long. RefSeq names its product EF-hand and coiled-coil domain-containing protein 1. The transcript has 9 exons. The record is from RefSeq and is a predicted model, not a curated record. The coding region runs from base 1 to 1965 and encodes 654 amino acids. Lineage: Eukaryota; Metazoa; Chordata; Actinopteri; Osmeriformes; Osmeridae.
AUGCAAACUGUACCGGCUUCUUAUUCCUCUCCACGCGCAGCGCGUCAGGGCGAGUGGUUGCGCAGCGCUCUAGCCCACCACCAUUGCCCCGACCCCGGUGUGGAGAAUGAGAUUGUAGUCCUGGCCACGGGAAUAGACCAGUACCUACAGGAGGUCUUUCACCACCUGGCUUACUCUAACCGUGACGACGUGGUAUCAGCAGAAGACUUUACGGUGCUUUGCACGGUGUUGGGGCUCACCAGAGCAAGUGAGGAGAGGGAAGCGCCGGACGCAGAAAAAGAGGGAGAUGAAGGUCACGGUGUGUGCGUCGGGCUUCUCAGCGAGCUGUCGUUUAAGGACUUUCAUUCACGGCUAUGCGGGUAUUUUCGCGUCCAUGCAUUACAAAAUGGAACCUUGCGCCUUCCCGUUACCGCGGAAACUGAGCACGUGGAGCGUCAGAUACGAGUUCGGUGGCCGCGGGUCAGACGGAGAAAGUGUGUCAGCUUUGACCUCAGAAGAGAACAGACCGGUAGGAGACCUAUACACGCUUCCCAAGAGAUGAAGUGUCGGGGAGAUGGGAGCUCUGAGAAAGGUCCUGGGCAGCAGUUUGAGAGUGAGGCUGCAGCUCUGAGGGAGCUUGUGGAGGACCUGCGGUGCGCUCUGCAGGGGAGCGAUGCCCGCUGCCUGGCCCUGGAGGUGGCACUGCGACGGGAGAGGGGGCACGGUGCCCUCACAGAUCAAGCGAACGAGUCAUUGUCAAAUGCACUCAGUCACUCGAGUUCAAACACAUCCACAUCCUCUCAAGUGGCUAGCCCUGAGGGCCAGAAGGGGGCUGUGGGGGCCUCGAAGCCCCAGAGCAGAGGCUGUGGAGUCGGUGGGGAGGGGAUGUGUGCAAAAGGGGCAUCAGACAAAUGGGACCCUCGGGACCUUCUCCUCAGGGAGCUCAAGCUGAUUCGCUCUUCACGUGAUGGACAGGUAGAGGAGGCAAUCAGGUUCAAUCAGCGCCUGGAGGAAGAGCUUAGCUGGGCCUAUCAGGAGGCUCGAAGACUGGGGGGGGUGGAGUCUCGGCUGCGGAAGGAGAACGCUGAGAUAAGGAGGCGGGCCGAGGAGGCGAGGGAAGCUCUUAGAUUGGGCCUACAGCGAGUCCGUCUGAUUCAGGAACAGGCCCAUAAGGUCCCAACAUUACAGAGCAGAAUCGCACAACUAGAGUCCCAGCUUCAGGAAUACAGAUCAGACUGCACUUGCAGAGACAACCCCCUCCCCCGGCCCCUCUACCCUAUCGAGCAGGACACCUGCCUCAGGACCAGCGAGGGUCUUCAGCGAGCUGUGGAGGGUAAAGCAUCUUCUGAUGAGGAAGAGGAGGAGAAGACAGAAGAGGGACUUUGCUGCCUGACAGAGGUGAAGAAGCUCAUCAACAGACUGCACAGCACCGCUAAAGGAUGUCCUAACCCUACAGUCCACAACUUCCUCCUCUCCCACAACCUCCUCCAUGACAACGACCUUGUCACCUCCCCCAGGGAUGGCAAGGGGCGGGGCCGCAAGGAACUCUGCCCUGCCGAGGAGAGGGGGAAUGAACUGCAGAAAAGGAGUGAGGAGGUGGUGGGAUUGAGGCUGGAGGUGCAAUUGGUGGAGACAGAGAGGGUACGGCUGGCUCUGCUGGAGGAGAAACUAACAGACGCACUCACACUCCUGCUGAAGCUACGCAAAAAGAAUGUGUCACGCAGAGCCCUGGGAAAGAUUCUGAUGGACACUCUGGACAUGUACAGUGGAAGUGGUCAGGGCCCCUCGCAGGUGCUACAGGUGGCUGAUGCCCUCUGUGCCCAGCUGUCCAAAGAGAUGCCUGGAGAGGAUGGAGGAUGGGGAGGGGGGGAGGAGGGAGGAGGAUGUAGUGGUCUGAGUGGAGAUGACAGACAGGCACAAGGCUCUGUGUCCUCCAGUCACAGUCAGCAGAACUCCAGUGCUAACCCCCUGCUUAUCUCCUGCUGAGCUCAAAUCACCAUAGGACAACCUUCACCAUGACCCCAAUGACCUUCCGGCUUUAGAUGUUCCCCAAGGCUGUCCUCCAUAACCCCUGACUCCAGCACUGUCCAAAAGGAUGGAACAACUUCCAAUUUCCCAUCCAAUAUUGUUUUUUUUGUGUGUUUUCUUUACACAUUUUACCACAUAGACCUGUGCAAUUCUAUCCUCACAAAUCUGUUUUGGUUUUGUAGUUAAAUCACAUAUUUAAUUUCCAUGUUUUACUCUGUAUGCCUACUAAAUUAUUCUGCAAAUAUUAAAUCAGUCAGUAUUUCA